Molecule: messenger RNA, 1431 nt
Organism: Suillus bovinus
Lineage: Eukaryota; Fungi; Basidiomycota; Agaricomycetes; Boletales; Suillaceae
Exons: 9
Coding region: 1-1431 (476 amino acids)
Biological process (GO): autophagy; cytoplasm to vacuole targeting by the Cvt pathway
Cellular component (GO): phagophore assembly site
Molecular function (GO): phosphatidylinositol binding
Source: RefSeq, a predicted model, not a curated record
AUGCUGGGCGACGAAGAGGACGUUUUUGAUAGUGUCACUUGGGAGUCCCCUUCGGCACCCUAUCACGCCGAUCACACCGUCCAACCGUCUGGCCCAGGCUUCAAGCAGAGUACGGCAGGGACAGAGGAUGAACGGGGUCCACACGAUCCAAAGUGGGAGGGAUAUCUCAUCGUUACUGUCAAAGAUCCUGUAAAAGAACUCGCAGAAACUAAAGACGCAUACGUCUCCUACCUAGUCUCGGCAAAGACUAAUCUUCCGAUCUUCUCUACUCCCAAUCCAUCCUCUCGUCGACGAUUCCAGGACUUUGUAUUUCUGCGAGACCACCUUGUGAAGGAUUUUCCAGCAUGCGUAGUACCUGCUCUUCCCGACAAGCACCGGUUAGAGUACCUGACGGGCGAUCGCUUUAGCCCAGAGUUUAUGGAACGCCGCAGACUAGAGUACCGUCUCAUCUUUGACAGUCUACACCGUUUCCUCGAACGCAUAUCCAGACACCCCACUCUACAACGUAGCACUCUCGUUCGUGCGUUCUUCGAGUCAACAGAAUGGCACGUUCAUAUGCAUCAACAUCUCGCACACCCUCCUGGGCCAGAACCCACACCAGGACUCAUCGAUAACAUCUCAGACACCCUCCUCAACGCGUUUGCGCGCGUUCGCAAGCCCGAUGAACGCUUUCUCGAUAUGCGCGAAUCUGUCGAUAAAUUUGAGGAUGGGCUUGUCGUUUGCGAGCGCCUCUGGAACCGCGUCCGUGGUCGCACAAACGGUGGCGGUCUUGCUCCCGGCGAAGAUUUGACAGCGGAUUAUCACGAUCUAGCCGUCGCCGUGCAGGGACUUGGUUUUCUGGAAUCAGGGAUUACAGACCCAUUGAGCCACUUCUCAAAUACCCUGCUCGAAUUCUCUGCAUUGCUCAGACAUAAGACUCAAACAACCACUGACCCUUUCCUCGUCCAUCUUCAUUCACUGCUAACCUACUCCCAUGCAAACCGUGCAGUUCUGAAACUUCGUGACCAGAAGCAACUUGAUUUUGAGGAAUUAUCGGAUUAUCUCUCUGGAGUAACACAAGAACGUGAUCGACUGUCUGCCGUUAUUUCAGGGCACGCAGGAAGUACCGGGCUGGGGCUGAGUGCAUACCUAAAGGACAAAGUGGAUUCUCUUAGGGGCGCUGAUGAUGAUCGGAGCCGAGUCGAGAAGAUGAGAAAGUUGGAUAUUAAGAUCAAAGAACUGCAAGAUGCUGUAACAACAGCACACGAGACAUCAGACGCAUUCAGCGAUGAGACUCUGCGAGAGCAGACUAUAUUCCAAUAUACGAAGGAAGCAGAGAUGAAAGAAAUGCUGGGGAACCUUGCAGAAGGCGAAAUUGAAUUUUAUCAGUCGGCAAUGGAAGAGUGGGAGCGGAUUAUACCUAUCAUUCAACGUAUACGGGUUGACGUUUAG